Messenger RNA from Diospyros lotus (date-plum), 1278 nucleotides. RefSeq names its product glutathione S-transferase zeta class-like. The transcript has 11 exons. Gene Ontology annotation, cellular component: cytoplasm. Lineage: Eukaryota; Viridiplantae; Streptophyta; Magnoliopsida; Ericales; Ebenaceae. The record is from RefSeq and is a predicted model, not a curated record. Gene Ontology annotation, molecular function: maleylacetoacetate isomerase activity; glutathione transferase activity. Gene Ontology annotation, biological process: L-phenylalanine catabolic process; glutathione metabolic process. Bases 292 to 969 code for a protein of 225 amino acids.
AUAAUUUUCGAAGUGUCAUAUUUUUGCAAAUUUAAGUACCGAGAGUGCUAUUUUUCCAAAUUUCCCCUGCAGUGGCCACCGCAGCAAUGGAUUUUUCUCCAGAGCCGAUGAUGACGAGGCAAAGCCGGCGGGAUAGUACCGUCAUCGGUGAGCUCAUCGCGAAGACACUUUUCAACCUUUGAAAGCUGUAUCUAGAUGGAAUGCAACUCCGCUAAGUUCAUAUAUACUCACACACAAGUGACAAAUAUGGAAAGAUCAAUCGAUUUGCAGUUCUAAGUUGAAGCUUCAGCGAUGGCGAGUGGCGGCGUGGAGGAAGCGACGAAGCUGAAACUGUAUUCGUACUGGAGGAGCUCUUGCGCUCACCGCGUUCGGAUUGCUAUGAACUUGAAAGGGCUCCAUUAUGAAUAUAAAGCAGUUAAUUUACUCAAAGGCGAGCAGUUCAGUACCGAGUUUUUGAAGCUCAAUCCGAUUGGUUAUGUGCCAGUGUUGGUGGAUGAGGACAUUGUAGUUUCUGACUCUUUUGCUAUCCUAAUGUAUUUGGAAGAGAAAUAUCCUCAACAACCAUUAUUGCCUCGUGAUCUUCAAAGAAGAGCGAUCAACUACCAGGCUGCAAAUAUUGUUUCCUCAAGCAUACAGCCUCUUCAGAAUCAAAAUGUACUGAAGUACAUUGCAGAAAAAGUUAAUCCUGAUGAGAACCUUGUUUGGGUUCGGUAUCAUAUUGGGAAGGGCUUUGAAGCUCUAGAGAAGCUAUUAAAAGAUUAUGCUGGGAAAUAUGCCACUGGAGAUGAAGUCUACCUGGCAGAUUUGUUUCUAGCACCACAGCUUUGCGCAUCAAUCAAAAGUUUCAGUCUUGACAUGACUCCGUACCCUCUUCUAUCUAGGUUGAAUGAAGCAUACAAUGAGCACCCUGCUUUCCAAGCUGCCAUGCCAGAAAAGCAGCCGGAUACGCCUGUUGAGGUAAGAGGCUGAGAUCUGAAGAGCCAUCUAACUUUAGAGGGCCCCUUCAAAGUAAAGCUACUUAAGCAGAUCCUAUCCCAGAGCUUCGAUGUUUCUAGCAGAUUAUAUUGCCCCAAAGCUCAUAUUAGAAUAAGCCCGGAAUAAAAUGAAGUCCUGUAGCUAUGUCUGAAACAUCUAAGCCAUAUGGUUGCUGAAGUUCAACUCUCUUGUUGACAUUCUUCAGCAGAACCAAACAUGUACUAAUGUUUGUGGUUUGAAGUUCCUUGUGUUAAAACUCUUAUGUUCUGCUGUGAUUAAUAUAAAGCUUUCCUAUUUCUCUUA